Molecule: messenger RNA, 722 nt
Organism: Spea bombifrons (plains spadefoot toad)
Lineage: Eukaryota; Metazoa; Chordata; Amphibia; Anura; Pelobatidae
Gene: PPIC
Product: peptidylprolyl isomerase C
Exons: 5
Coding region: 59-706 (215 amino acids)
Biological process (GO): protein folding; protein peptidyl-prolyl isomerization
Cellular component (GO): intracellular membrane-bounded organelle
Molecular function (GO): peptidyl-prolyl cis-trans isomerase activity
Source: RefSeq, a predicted model, not a curated record
GUAACUGCUGACGUUGCCGGGCGGCUGGCUCAGAGGGUGGAGAGGUAAUUUGGCCAGUAUGGUUCCAGCUGUGGUGAAGAAGAUGCGGACCCCGUGGGCUUUGCUGCUGCUGCUUGUGGCUCUUGCUGUGCCGGGCGCGCGGGCUUACAGGAAGCGGGGACCGGCAGUCACGGUCAAGGUCUUCUUUGAUAUAAAGAUCGGCGACCGUGACGUCGGCCAAAUUGUUAUUGGUUUAUUUGGCAAUGUUGUCCCGAAGACUGUAGAGAAUUUUGUAACUUUGGCAACUGGAGAGAAUGGAUAUGGCUACAAAGGGACUAAAUUCCACAGAGUCAUCAAAGAUUUUAUGAUUCAAGGAGGUGACUUCACAGCUGGAGAUGGGACAGGAGGUGUCAGUAUAUAUGGAGAGUAUUUCCCAGAUGAGAACUUUAAGCUGAGACACUAUGGCAUUGGUUGGGUGAGCAUGGCGAAUGCAGGGCCAGAUACCAACGGCUCACAGUUCUUCAUCUCUACGACUAGACCUUUGUGGCUGGAUGGAAAGCAUGUGGUGUUCGGCAAGGUUCUGAAAGGCAUGGCUGUUGUACACGCUAUAGAACUUCAGGAGACAGAUAAACGGGAUCGUCCUUUGCAAGACUGCAUGAUUGUGAACAGUGGUAAAGUUGCAGUAAAGGAACCGUUUGUGGUUGAAGUGGAUGACUGGGAAGACUAAAAUUGAUUUAGUACAA